Messenger RNA from Zeugodacus cucurbitae (melon fly), 672 nucleotides. RefSeq lists its product as uncharacterized. The record is from RefSeq and is a predicted model, not a curated record. The transcript has a single exon. Bases 67 to 657 code for a protein of 196 amino acids. Lineage: Eukaryota; Metazoa; Arthropoda; Insecta; Diptera; Tephritidae.
AAUAAAUAAUUGAAAUUAAAAUAAUUUAUUAAAAAGUAAAAAGUUUCUGCUUAGAAAUAACAACAAAUGCAAGAGAUCUGGUGUUUCUUCAAGAUACUCGAAGUGCUGCUGGGCAUUGCUUGCCUCACAUUUCACGUGGUCGGCUUUUUACGCAACGAACCGUUGCCGCACAAUCUCUUCUAUUGCGGCACAUUUGCCAGUUUCAUGAUCUACUCAGCUUUGGGUAUACUCAAUAAUCUGUUUGGACGUGGUCCCACCGCAAGAAUGGAGGCUGUGACCACCACUUUGGGUGCUGUAAUGCAUUUCACCGCCUCACUGCUGUCAAUGUAUCAUGCGGAGAAUGACUUUCAUUUACUCUUUCUCACCGAUAUGGAGGAGCCGAAUCAUCGCUACUUUUUCUAUUGCAAAGCGCAAAGUAUUGCCGCACUCACCACGGGCGGCAUGUAUAUGUUGCAUGCCACAUACGCCUACGAUGCAAGUUUCAUACGCCUGAAGCGCGAAACGCCUGCUGGCGUCUCGGAUGAUGGGGAAACUGAAGAUGAAAUCGAAUUUGUGCAACGCCAUAGGACUCACAUUGAGAUGUUUGUAUUCGGAAAAUGGGUUCAUACGCAGCUGUUAAGCUACGAGUGGUUUCGUAAAUUAGCCGAAAAGCGGUGAUUGAGCUUUUAUGAC